AUGGUGAAGACAUGCAUUGGACGACCUAAAAGCAAACUGAAGAAGAAGACGAAGCCAAAGAAGGUUUGCGAUCCUCCACUGGAAGUGGUCGAUCGGGUUUGCGAAGAACCCGAACCAGUCCCACCGGAAGAGGAAGAAAGAGUUGAGGAAGAAGAAGCAAUAGUCGAUGAAAUUGGUCAUGGAGUUUCUCGAAAUGGAGAGGAAGAAUAA
This is a messenger RNA of Arabis nemorensis, 210 nucleotides long. The record is from the annotation of a GenBank genome assembly. NCBI's taxonomy places the organism in Eukaryota, Viridiplantae, Streptophyta, Magnoliopsida, Brassicales, Brassicaceae.